AUGCACGUACUGACAGCACUCAGUGGAUUUGAUGGGUUUAAAAAAGAAUACAUGAAGUUGGGAGAAAAAGAUGGACUCUUAGGAAAGAUAAAGCAUUACCUCUCAACGAGACCACUGCCAUCUCCUGCUGAACGGAAGAAGUUUGACCGUGAGUUUGCCGUCUCCACUUCCUUUCAUGGUAUUUAUAACAUUGCCCAGAACCAGAGCAGGGUUCGAAAGGCGCUCUGGCUGUCUGUGGUGCUGGGCUCUGUCUCCCUCUUGGUGUGGCAAGUCUACAGUCGCUUGGUCAAUUAUUUCGCGUGGCCGACCACCACAUCUAUAGAGGUUCAGUAUGUGGAGAAGAUCGAGUUCCCAGCCGUGACGUUCUGUAACUUGAAUAGAUUCCAAACAGAGGCUGUAUCAAAGUUUGGCUUCAUUGUCUUCUUGUGGGAUGUAGUUUCCAAAGUCCUCCGCCUUCAGGAAACUAGUGGCAACCACACAGAAUCUCCAGAGACCUUAGAUUUUGUCACAAGUCACCAAAACUUCAGCAUUACAGAAUUUGUCAAGAAUAAUGGUUUUUUUCUCAAUCAGCACACUUUGUUGCACUGUGACUUUUUUGGAAAACCAUGUGGUCCAAAGGAUUUCAAACACGUUUUUACUGAAUAUGGAAAUUGCUUUACUUUUAACCAUGGUGAGAAUAUCCAAAGCAAGAAUAAAGUGAGUUUGUCUGGAAGAGGCUUAAAGCUGCUCUUCAAUGUCCACCAGGAGGAAUUUACUGAUAAUCCCAUGCCUGGUUUUGCUGAUGCUGGGAUCAUCUUUGUUAUUCACUCACCCAAGAAGGAGCCACAGUUUGAUGGCUUAGGUUUAUCUUCUCCUGUGGGGAUGCACGCCCGGGUGACCAUGCGCCAGCUGAAGACAGUCCACCAGGAAUACCCGUGGGGAGAGUGCAAUCCUAACAUCAAGUUGAAGGACUUCACCACCUACAACACUUACAGUUGUUUGAAGGAGUGCAAAGCCCAGCACAUCCAGCAGCAGUGCGGAUGUUUGCCCUUUCUGCUUCCAGGAAAUGGUGUUGAGUGUGAUCUACUAAAACACUACAACUGUGUAUCUCCCAUCCUUGACCACAUUGAGCUUAAGGGACUGUGCACAAUGGGAACACACAACUCUAGCUGCCCUGUAUCAUGUGAAGAAACAGAAUACCCAGCUACUGUUUCUUAUUCUACUUUCCCAAGUCAAAGAGCAUUAAAAUUUCUUGCCAAGAAAUUGAAUCAAAGCCAAGAAUAUCUCAGAGAGAAUCUUGUGAACAUUGAAAUAAACUACAGUGACUUAAACUAUAAGAUAACACAGCAGCAAAAGGCAGUAAGUGUACCUGAGUUACUCGCUGAUGUUGGAGGUCAGCUGGGCCUAUUUUGUGGAGCUAGUGUGAUUACAAUUAUAGAAAUUAUUGAAUAUGUAUUGACCAAUUUCUACUGGAUAUUCAUUUUCUUUUUGCUGAAAAUACUUGAAAUGAUCCAGAGGACUCCUCAACUUCAGUCGGUAUAGAAGAAUGCUAAUAUUCUGUUACAAUAAAAAUAUUGUUUUUUUUCUUUUCAUAAUACAUAUAAUUAUAAUGCCUCAUUCAUUGUUAUGAGACUUUAUGUCACAGUUUGGAAAGUCUAAUAAAAAUCAUUGAAGAUUCCUAUUUCUGUGUACACUGCUCUCUGCCUGUGUUGUAUAAUAUAUUCUGUAUUGUUUAAUUAUUUCUCUAUUGUAAACUGAGCAGUUAAAAUAGUAACUAUUACAUGGUAGGCAUCUUUUACCUUUUUAUAAUAAUGAAUGGAAAAAGGUGUACUUUAUAUCUAAAUAUGGUAAUCACAGCUAUCGAACUGCAUGUGGUUGUGAGGAUUGUUUUAAAUGUCAACCUGCCACAACCUAGAAUCACCUGUCCUGUGACUAGAGUCUUCGUUGAAGAAUUAUAUGGUUGGGGUUGGCCCAUGGGGAUGUCUGUUUGUUAAUUGACUCAACACAGUACAGGCAGCAUCAUUCCCUAGGCUGAGCCCUGAGCUGUUAAAGAGUAAAGGAAGUUACUGAAGGCAGCAAGCAGGCAAGCAAGAACCCAUGCAUCUAUCCCCUCUCUGCCCUUGACGGUGGGUGUAAGUUUUUUAAGUUUCUGCCUCAACUUCCACUCAAGAGUUGACUGUAAUCUGGAAUUGUAAGUCAAAUAAAUCCUUUCUUCCUUAGUUGCUUUUUUGUGAGGGUAUUUUUAAUCAUAGCAUCAAAAACAAAGCUAGAACCAAUGAAUAAUCAAGACAAUUGUUCAUUUCGGAAAUAGUAUGCAUAAUUUAUGCUUUAUAAACUUUCUCAGAAUUUUCAUUUUUGCUAAACCAUAGCAUUUUUGUUUUUUCUUCUAGAUAGCUUUAUUAUAACUGACUUGGGGUAGGCGGGAAUCUAUUUUCUGUACAGAUGGAUUCAUAAAAUAAAUGUAAUUGAAAAUGGAGCUGAAUCUGACCGAUAGAGGGACUCCACAGCAUUUCCUCAUUUCUUUCUAACACCUUUUAAGUACUUAUUUAAUCUAGACAAAAACUCAACAGUUCCGUUUGUUAUGCUCUAGGCAAUCAACUACUUUCAGCCUCUCGGAAUGUUCAUUCAAUGGUGAAUUGCUCAAAAGUCUUCUUUAACACAUUGAACAAUGAUCAAGGCAAAGAACUCUAACUCCAGGGCUUAAGGUCAGUUAGUUUGUGCUUAGCCUGGAUGGGGACCUUAUUUCAGUCUGCAACACAAACAAUAUCAAUCUAAUUCCCAAUUCUUUCUGUAUUGCACUGUUUGGUUACAGUUUCUUCCCAACUACAUGGCAUCCUCACUCUUUUUUGCUCAGGUAAUUAAAAGAGAAAUGGCCUGAUAACUAACACAUACUGACAUGAAAGACACUGUCCAGAAUGAAAAUUGAUUAUCAGCUGUUUACACUGGUGCUUGGCCGGCAUCCAGACAGCUCCCGGUAUUCAAAUGUAUGAGUGUUAUCUGUUUGGGGAUUGGUGGUGAGAAAAUAAAAUAUUUGUACUUUGAAAAUAAAGGCUUUAAAUGUUACCUUGAGAAAAGUGGAAUAACCUCCCAGAGCAUUGUGAAAUCUGUGGUAGGUGCAAUCCUAGUGAAUGAUUACAGCAAUGAGCUACCCCCAAAUGUCACAGUCUUGACCCAAACAGAAGUGGAUGUAAUAACAAAAUCAAGCACCUUAUAUAAUCUCUUAUCAAGAAGGGAGAGGUCACAGGACUUCCCCAAUCUGUGGGUGACCUGCUGGGCAGAUGUCAUAUGUGCAUAUAAAUGAUGGGCAAAAUAUCUGAAUUAACCCAAGGAGGAACAUGUAUUGCAGCAAAACACAGUGAAUAAAAGGAGGAACAUUAGGGGAAAAAAUACUAAAACAUGAAACAUUGGAGCAGGAGCAGGAGAGAAAAAACUGACAAGGUCACUAGACAGAGACAAUGACUUUUUCUUUUUUCAGGGUGCAAAGGGGCUCCCUCCUUAGAUCCAGCAUAAUCACAGUUAAAGUGUAGCGCAUUCCUGGCCUUUUCCCCCUGGGAUAAGUUUUGUAACAAUACUAAAGUGAAGUGGAGAGGAAAGAGUUGAAAAAAAAAUGCUGACUAUCCUCUUCUCAGAAGUUGGCAGGAAAACGAUGAUUGGCUUGAUGAUCAGAAUCUCUGUACCAAAACCUGUAACUGUUAACACUAAAAUCCAAUGAGCGGGUCGUCGUAAACAAACCAGUCCACUUAGCCUUACAGAGAAGCAAAGGUCACUUCUGAAAAUCAAGAGCAGCAGUUGGAAGGUGCAGAGCUGGAAUAGUUGGACAUCAGAGAUGAUUAGAAAGGGAAGUCUGUAGGUUAAGAAGCAAGAGAUGCCUGUGAGAGCAGCAGUUACACCCAAGUCUGCUGGGAUACACUAGCUGUGUGGACACAGGACUUGACUGCCUCUGUCUUAGAGACUCCAUCAUUUCUCAUAUGGUUACAAGUUGUUAAUUGUUAAUGGUCAGGAAAAAAGCUGAACAUGGAGAUUAGAUUCAGAGGUUUUGUUUAAAAAAGAAAAAGAAAGAAAAGAAUAUAGAUAUGAGAUAGAUCACUGAAUCUAUUCUGAGAAAAAGAUAAAGAAUAAUAGGAUAAAUGGGUCGAUCACUGAAUCUACACUAAAAAGAAAAAGAGGAAGAUAUAAAAAUGACAAAAGGUAGAUUACUGAAUCUAUUAUGAAAAGAAAAAAUACUUUUAAAAAGGAAUUACUUGUUUUAAAUAAGAUAAGUAAUGAAAAUUUUUUGUCUGAAUUUGUCAAA
Molecule: messenger RNA, 4270 nt
Organism: Peromyscus californicus insignis
Lineage: Eukaryota; Metazoa; Chordata; Mammalia; Rodentia; Cricetidae
Gene: Asic5
Product: acid sensing ion channel subunit family member 5
Exons: 10
Coding region: 1-1521 (506 amino acids)
Biological process (GO): sodium ion transmembrane transport
Cellular component (GO): membrane
Molecular function (GO): ligand-gated sodium channel activity
Source: RefSeq, a predicted model, not a curated record